AGCGUUCAUUAAUAACCUGUUUGUGUUUCAGCUCCACAGUGUUUCCUCUCCGUCCUCCAGUUGAGAUGUUGUCCAGCUGGUUUCUGGUCCUGGUGGUGGUCUGCGGCGGAGUCUGGGCUCAGCCUGGUGUUAACCAACCCACUCCCGAAGAGGGAGACGGUCUAAAUCCUGAACAAACCCCAGAAGAUGUGAGAGUCCUGGUGCAGCAGCUGACGGCCAGAGUGGAGAAACUGGAGGCAGAGUGUGGAGCAAACCGAGCUGAAUCUCAGGUGGCGUUCUCGGCCUCACUCGUCACCACUUCCGACUGGACCCAUCAGGGGCCUUUUACCACCGACACCACGCUGCUGUUCGAGAAGGUGACGACCAACAUCGGCAACGCCUACGACCCAAACACAGGCGUCUUCACCGCCCCCGUAAAGGGACUCUACUACAUCCGCUUCACCGGCUGCGUUGGAAGCUCGGGGUCCAUGAACGCAGCGCUGAUAAAGAACAGCGAGAACAUGUUCGCCGUCUUCGACACCAGGGGCGUCCACGGCAGCGCCUCCAACGGCAUGCCGCUGGUCCUGGAGGUCGGGGACCGGCUCUCCAUCACCCUCUGGGCCGAGAACACCAUCUUCGACCAGAGUAACCUCAGCACCUUCAGCGGCUUCCUCGUCUCCCCCAUGUAGGUUUGAGACCGACACGCCGGUGGAGACCGACACGCCGGUUGAGACGGGCAUCCAGAUCGAGGUCCAGAACCCACAAAACCAGAUCCAGAUGUUCGGCUGAAACACUCAAUGAAAAUAUAAAAGUGAACCAAAAGCACCCCAGAGGCAGUUUGACACUGUUUUAUGUCAAAAUAAAAGAAAAUUAAA
This is a messenger RNA of Sebastes umbrosus (honeycomb rockfish), 854 nucleotides long. RefSeq names its product complement C1q subcomponent subunit B-like. Gene Ontology annotation, molecular function: protein binding. Lineage: Eukaryota; Metazoa; Chordata; Actinopteri; Perciformes; Sebastidae. The coding region runs from base 66 to 668 and encodes 200 amino acids. The transcript has 3 exons. The record is from RefSeq and is a predicted model, not a curated record.